Serpula lacrymans var. lacrymans S7.9 is the source of this 993-nucleotide messenger RNA. RefSeq lists its product as uncharacterized. The transcript has 2 exons. Bases 1 to 993 code for a protein of 330 amino acids. The record is from RefSeq and is a predicted model, not a curated record. Lineage: Eukaryota; Fungi; Basidiomycota; Agaricomycetes; Boletales; Serpulaceae.
AUGAGUCCCAAGCUUGGAAGCGUACGCUCAGACACGCUCUCUUCACCUUCGGGCUCCUCGCAGAAAGUACAGUCGCCCACAGAAGAGGGCUCUGCGUUUUACUUCACGCUUCAGACAGGCAGGGAUACCAUCGAACUGCGAUCGUUUCUCUCCCUAGAUUUGGCAGAGCACAACAUGCCUCCAACUCAUCUCGGUAGAAAACCAUCCAAUGCCUCGAAAUUUACUACCUGGUCAUCUGCCUCUGAUGCUCUCUCACCACGAGCCGAAAGACCGUUACGAACAUUCAACUCUCCUCCUUCUCCCAUCCCCACUCUUCGUCGACCCUCUCGCGAGUCGCUGCGUAGCAUUCCCUCGCCAAAACCUGCACCUUCUUCCAUCCUCCCCGACAUCCCUCAGAUUCUUGACCGCCCUCCACGUCUGCCGUCUAUCCCACCGUCACCGCCUCUCUCGAUAUUCCCAUCCUUGCAUCGAUCCUCGUCUUCCGCUCCCGCUGCCAUAAAUAUAUGCUCUCAAGUUACGUCUCCUUCCCCUCCCUCGCCAAAAGCCUCUUCGUCUGUUCGCUCAGGGUCUAUCAGUUCGCGCGACCGACAACGGAUCCGAAUGGACACUCUGGCAUGUCUAGAGGGCCGUUCGUCAGCUGGCGACCACAUUCCUAGGUCGCGGCUACGACACAAUUUCAUGAGCAUGAGUGCUGACGAGGACGAGGACACAGAGAACGUCGUGUCUCCCACUUUCCAAAUCAACGUUGAGGAAUUUGCCGCCGUAGCAGCUGUCGAGGAGGAAGAAGACGUCGUCAUCCCGCCUUCUCCCCACAAGCCUCUUGCUUCUCGACUUCUCCCUGCCCCUCGACGAACGCCUGCUCAGCCCCAGUCGCGCAAAAGAGGAAGCACGAUAGAGUCCUGGUUCCCGUUGAGGAGCUUCAUCGAUCUCAAGGAAGAUGAUCUGCCUUCCUGGAACUGGAGAAGCUUUAUCGAGAUUGGUGGCGCCUCAUAA